GUGUCUUAGUGCGACCGUGGCAUGUAUUGAAGUAGUUGACGCACAUAUCGUCGUCAUUUCGUUUAUUCAAAAUCGUUCGUUGUACUUUCGUAUCGUAUUGAUUCUGACGCAAACAUCGGUGGCAGUUCGGCGAGCGUCACCGACGGCCAACAAAUACUACGGGAGGCACGAGCAUGUGAUAAGGGCGGGGUGCGGGCGGCGGGCGUGGGCGCAAUGAUCGCGUCACUCAGGAAGAGGGGAGGCAUACUUCUAUGUUUACUUACUAUGUAGUCAGAGGCUAGUACACUUGCACAUUCCACUCAGGUCGGGCGAUUGCCAUUCGAUUCUUUGCAGUCUUUGUGCAUUUAAUAUCGAAACUUACUGAAUUGCAUUUUGUUAGGCGUUAAUAUUGAGUGACAAGGAUUUCUUUUUUACAUGUCAGUGAACAGCUGUGAGGUCCAUCCAUAUAUGACUAUGAAAUAAAAUGAAAUUUAGGCCCUGUGAGAUAACUCCCGAGCAAGUGAGGUUGCUUCUAUUCAAAGAGUGUGACUGGAGAGGGAGAAAAGUCCUCUUUGAUUCUUCUACUAUAGAAAGAGUUCCAGCUAAUAAGAAUGACAAGCCAAAUCUACAGUCAGAUGCCCCAUGUAUUGUGGAGGUGGCAAAUGGUUACAGCUAUGUGUACAAGGGGCCGGCGGCGGACGCGAGCUUGCUGGGUGAUAUGAUAUUCGGUGCGGUCGCUAUGAACUUUAAAAACGUCUCCUUGAAGAUUCACAUCAUGAAUGACCCUAAAAGGUUUAUGUGCACCAAGGUGUUCUGCGUCCCCAUGUCCCGAAGGAUAAGUCGUGUUGAGAAAAAGACCAGCGAAACCAACAAUAACGUGGUGCGCAAUACUUCGACGCCGUUGAACGUGCCGGAGUGGCGCGGGGAGGAGGUGUCUCUCAGUUUCUCCAUCGAUAGGGGAGAUUCGGGUUUCUACAGUGAACAAUCACCUUACAGCAGCGUGGGGUCUAACUUCGACCAUUCAAUGUACGACGGGGACAGGAAAAUACAGGACGAGUUGAGUUUCCAUUGUCCGCCUGGUCGCAAGCUAAGCGUGUCGAGUACAGGCAGUUGGCAGCGUAGAACCUUCCAGAGUAUGGCGACACGCUUCGACCUCGGCGGCUCCGGACUGCUUAGUGUGCCCACUAACACGUCGGAUUCACAGAUGUACAGUAAUAGUACAACUAGCGGCACAAGCGACAGCCUUCUUAGUACCUCAUCGGGCGUAGCGCAGCGCAGAAACAAGCUGGGGUUAGCUUUGUUGAUCACUGUACCUGAUACUGACAUGGAUUUGAUCCGUCGUUGUGUUGAACACUCGCCGCAGCUGCAGGCGUUGGUGUGUCGACUACGCGCGGCCACUAUGGCAGCCGGCGCGGGGGGGAACUUUGUAUCCACGUUACAUACAGCUGCAGGAGAUGCUGCGAGAUGGUUAUCAGAUUUAAUGUUCGGUCCGCGGCUGCAGUCGCGCUGGCUGAGCCUGCAGGGCAGCGCGCCGCGGCGCUGCGCCGGGCAGGCGGAGCUCUUGUUGUCUGACAUCUGCGCACUGCUGACAGCGGCCGACACCAAGGAUACUAAUUUUUUCAUCAGCACUCUGCUCACCAAUGUGCUCACUCACCACUUAGGUUGGGUGAGCACCGUCAGUCCAUACGAGGUGCAGCAGGGCUCCGCCCCGCGCCGCCCCUACAACGCGCUGUGGGCGCAGCUCGCCGACCUCUGCGGCACCAUCGGACAUCCGCCCCGCGCCGCCAGGACUCUCAUCACCGGCAACAACGCACACUUCAUCAACAAACUCCUCUCCGUACUCACCUACUUCCUCCGCUGCGGUGACGUCACCAGAACAGACUUCGCGUACCAACAGUGUGAAUAUCAAGAAAGCAAAGUUAAAUGUGUUAAUGUUGUGAAUUCAAGCAGCAAGAGCGAGUCUUGUAAAACCGCGGAACCGAAAUUACCAGACAGUUUAAAAGUGCCGAUCAAUACUCAGAGUAGUGGUAGUAGUGUUAGUACGUUAGUUUCGAGCGAGGUCAGCCUCAAACGGUCGGCGACGCUCUCUAAUUUUAAUGAUAAGCUCUCUAUACCGGAGCCGGCGGUCUGCGGCGAGAAGUCCGUCGGCGGGAUGAGGAGGAACCCCACGGUGCUGAUCUCAUUGAAAGGUUCCGACUCGAGUCUGGACACGUCAGGGUCGGACUUGGAGUCGGAGAACAAGGUGGUGUUCGUUCUGGGCGACGAUGAGAAGCUGGUCGGUUUAAAGAAUAAGUCUAACGGCGGGAGGAGCGUCAAGAAGUCCUCGAAGGUGAAAGAGGAGUGCGGCCGCCGGCCCUGCGCGCGGGACAUCGCGUGUGGCGCACAGGGCUCCGACGGCCCCGCCAAGUGCUGCCGACAGACACUUCAACAUUCCAAACCAAUAAAACAUUCCGGUUUUAAGUUUGAAUUCGAUAAGUACCCACAGAUAGUCACUAAUUAUAUGAAGAGCAAAAACUUAGAGAUACUAGAUAGACAUUACAUAGGGAAGCCGGGGAACUUAAAGCUGGACAACUUCCAGUUCGACCCGACGAUAGUUCCGCCCAUUCAGGAGGAGAGGUGCGAUGCUUGCUACAAAUGUCAGCUGAUGGAGUCAUUGCUGCAGACGCCCACCAACGCCUCCGAAAUGGAGUACAUGAACGACAUUCCGCGACAAUCUGAGCCGCAAGUCGCUAAAGAGGUCAUCGAGGGUGAAGAGAAGCGAGAGAUGUCGCCGAAGACUUUUGUUAGGAAACGAAAGGAGAAUACUAUUGUAGUAAACUGCAGAAGGGCCGGUGACAACUCGAGGUCGGCACAGGAACGCAGUCAGAAGGAGCGCGUGGAAAAGCCUAAAGAUACAAUAGAUGUGAAGCAAGUUCUAGAAUUUCCAUUGCCGAGUGUUUGUUGUCGAUCUCAACAGUGCCACACGCGGUCCGGAUUCGACGCCUCUUUGUUGGGCGGAGUCACAGAGCACUAUAUACCUGAUUUAAUUUUACAAGGAACAAUUUCAAACUAUAAAAGUUGGGAGACUGAGUUACGGCGGGACCUAGACCUCACAUCGUACUUGAACAAAACUCUAGACACGCCAAUGCAAGCUAUCGCCAUAGUUGGUGAUACUAACACUUGGGAGGUGUCGGUGGCGGGGCGGCGCGGCGGCUGGGGCGGGCUGUCGCCGCUGGUGGCCGCCAUGCUGGACGCGCUGCCGCUCAUGCGGCGCCUCAACCUGCCCUCCUAUCAGUGCAUACAAUACUUAGAAGGUAAAUUAAGGGAGUUGUGCGUGCUAUCAAAGACUCUAGCUGAUCUGCUGAUGACGACAGACUUCUGCGAUAUCGCCUCCCUGACGAAGACCCUCAAUAUUGACGUGAACGACGUCCCUCUAUUGUUGGCUGUCGCCACCACACAUACUCCGCAGUUAGCUUCCCGAUACGGAAUAUCUUAUAGUUAGCCCAAACUUGCUUUCAACACGCCCCAUAUAAGACUGACCUUUUAUACUAUUGAAAUUUACCCAUAUUAUCCUACGGGUAGGUUUGCCUGUUUUACUCCAGUUUCAUUUACCGUCUACUCCUUAAAUGUCACUUUUACGUAAAUAUUCCUUUCAAGACCUCUAUCAGUGUACCUCUCGUAAGUAAAGUUUUUAUAUGUAAUUCUCUCCUCAUAAUUGCACAUCCCAAUUUUUUUUACUACUAUAUGAAAUUUAAAAACACCUUCUUAAAUGUAUCUGCCAUUGUCAAUGUCACUGUGUCAAAUUUGUUACUAAAUGUCAGUGACAAAAUUGUGACUUAAUGUCAUUGACAAAACUGUGACUUAAUGUCACUGUCAAAUUGUAAUUUAAAAUCACUGUCAAAAUUUGAGGUUGCGCGUUGGAAACAAGUUUGAUGUGCUUUGAAAUAUAAAUUGUAUUCAAAUCUGCCUUUUCACUUUCUGCUUUUCCAUUUGGAAGUUCUUUUAAUAUCUGAAUGUUAAAAAUAAGAUUUUCCAAAUAUGGAUGAAGUUAUAUCACAUUUAAAUAUUUAGGGAAGUAGGGGCUUCAUACAUUUCAGAACGUACAUAUCAUAUUGACUUUUGUUCUAUUAGUGCUAUAGAUGGAAAAAUAAACGUUUAUCAUGUACUUUGCAAUUUUGGCUUUAAUAUGUUACAAACGUUAUUUACGCGCGAAUUGAGUUGGCACUUGGAAAAGAGUGAGAUUUCGGUUUUGUAGAGCGUUGUCUUUGUCUAUCGCAGUUGUGUUGUGACGUCACACAAUAGCUCUUUUAAGAGCAGUGUGCGACAGAGAGAGCGCUCUACAAAACCGAACUUAGUCGAUCUUUGUAAUAUCUCUCUUUUGCCCGAUGUGCCAACUUAAAUACCGUGUAUUUGCUUAUUAAGCUUUUUGGUGGGAGUCUAUCUGUGAUUUAAUAAACUUGGUAUAUUUUUUUGUAUAUAUACAUAUAUAAUUGUAUUAUGAUUCAAUUUGAUUGGAAAUGUGUUGAGAUGUUUUUGCUGUGAUUGUGUUAGAAAUGAAAAUAUGUAUAUUUUAAUUAUAUUUAUAAAUUUUAUUUUUUUAUCAUAAUAAUAGUGUUUUAAACACUGGCAACUAUCGAGUGAUAUCUAAUCAAAUUAAAAUGCUGCCCUUCAUUUGUAUUUAUUGUUAUCUAUGAUUUUUUUUUGUUAUUUUGUUACAAAGACUUUGUUAUUCCUUAAAGUAUAAUAACUUCAUUAUAGAUUUAAAAUUAAUGUAUCUUUGAAGCGUAAUUUUUAUCUUAUGUAUUAUAUCUUUAAUCCGUUAUAUGUUUUCAGGGUUAAUUGUACAAUUUACAUAUUUAGUUGUAAUCUGACCAGAAAAAUAGAAAUUAUGAAGAGGGCGGUUCAAUCGCCUUAAAUCAUUUAUAAAUACGCUGAAACGUUAGUACUGUAUUUUUUCGUAAUAUAGUGAGGGUUUAUAUUUCUGGUCCAGCUGUAAUUUUUAAUCUGUACGUAAGAAAGUUACACAUUAACUAUAAUACUCCGCAUAUUAUACGUACCUUUAUUUAUGAAGUCGAUUUGUGUGAAGAUUAUUUUUUAUUUGUAAUUU
Molecule: messenger RNA, 5065 nt
Organism: Papilio polytes (common Mormon)
Lineage: Eukaryota; Metazoa; Arthropoda; Insecta; Lepidoptera; Papilionidae
Product: folliculin-interacting protein 2
Exons: 13
Coding region: 464-3460 (998 amino acids)
Cellular component (GO): cytoplasm
Molecular function (GO): ATPase inhibitor activity; protein-folding chaperone binding
Source: RefSeq, a predicted model, not a curated record